Messenger RNA from Trematomus bernacchii (emerald rockcod), 1743 nucleotides. It is a transcript of the gene ftcd, whose product is annotated as formimidoyltransferase cyclodeaminase. The record is from RefSeq and is a predicted model, not a curated record. NCBI's taxonomy places the organism in Eukaryota, Metazoa, Chordata, Actinopteri, Perciformes, Nototheniidae. The coding region runs from base 16 to 1632 and encodes 538 amino acids. The transcript is spliced from 14 exons. Gene Ontology annotation, molecular function: folic acid binding; transferase activity.
CUCUCAGACAGGAUCAUGGCUCAGCUGGUGGAGUGUGUCCCCAACUUCUCUGAGGGCAGAAACAAAGAGGUGAUUGAUGCCAUCUCUCUGUCCAUCUCGUCCUCUCCUGGCUGCAGUCUAUUGGACGUUGACUCCGGAGCCUCGACUCAUCGGAGCGUGUUCACCUUCGUGGGCUCACCUGAGUCCGUGGUGCAGGGCGCGCUGAACGCUGCCAGCACCGCCUUCAAGCUGAUUGACAUGACCCGACACUCAGGUGAGCACCCCCGCUCCGGAGCUCUGGACGUCUGUCCCUUCGUUCCGGUUCAAAAUGUCUCGAUGGACGACUGCGUCCGCUGCGCAGAGGCCUUCGGAAAGAAGCUAGCCGAGAUGCUACAUGUGCCUGUGUAUUUGUACGGAGAGGCAGCGAGGAAAGAGUCGAGGAGGAAUCUUCCGUCGGUCCGAGCAGGAGAAUACGAAGCUUUACCUGAGAAGUUGAAGAGUCCUGAUUGGUCGCCUGACUUUGGCCCCGCCCUCUUCGUGCCGUCGUGGGGCGCCACGGUAACCGGCGCUCGGAAGUUCCUGAUUGCGUUCAACGUGAAUCUGAUCGCAACCAAAGAGCAGACGCACCGCAUCGCGCUGGACCUCCGAGAGCAGGGCCGCGGCAAGGACCAGCCGGGUCUCCUGCAGCACCUCCAGGCUCUCGGAUGGUUCCUGGAGGAGCAGAAUCUGGCUCAGGUGAGCACCAACCUGCUGGACUUUGAGAGGACGGCGCUGCACACGGUCUACCUGGAGGUCUGCAGGGAGGCCCAGGAGCUGAAGCUGCCGGUGGUGGGCUCCCAGCUGGUGGGGCUGGUCCCCCUCAGAGCCAUAAUGGCCGCCGCUGACUUCUUCAUCAACAGAGACGGACUCUUCAUCGUGGAGGAGGAGCACAAAGUCCGCCUGGUGAUCAGUAAACUCGGCCUGGACUCUCUCGCUCCUUUCAACCCCAAGGAGAGAAUCAUAGAGUACAUGGUGGGGGGGGGGGACAGCCCUCUGGUCUCUCUCUCUCUGAGGAACUUCGUUCAGAGCGUCGCCUCCAGAACUCCGGCUCCUGGGGGGGGGUCAGUAUCCGCUGCCAUCGCUGCCAUGGGGGCGGCGCUGGCCUGCAUGAUGGGUCAGAUGUCGUACGGGAAGCGUCAGUUCGAGAGUCUGGACGGCGUCAUGCGGCAACUCAUUCCCCCAUUUCAUAGCGCCGCCGCCGAGCUGCUAACGAUGGUCGACCGUGACGCCUCGGCCUUCAGCAGCUACAUGGCGGCGCUGAAGAUGCCGAAGAACUCCGAAGAGGAAAAACAAAAGAGGGACGCCUCUCUUCAGGACGGCCUGCGGCAGGCGCUCAGCGUGCCCUUAGCGCUGGCUGACAGGAUCAACUUGCUCUGGGCUCCUCUGAAGGAAAUGGUCGUCCACGGAAACAUCGCCUGCAAGUCCGACGCUCAGGUGGCAGCGAAGGCCUUAGAGACGGCGGUGUUUGGAGCGUAUUACAACGUGAUGAUCAACCUGCGAGACGUCAGCGACCCGGACUUCAAGAGCGCCACGGAGAGGCGCGCCGCGGCGAUGCUAACGGAAGCUACAGAAAGCGCCGCCGCCGUGCUGCUCGUUGCCGAGGACAGGAAGUGAUGUCACUUCACUCUUCCUCCUCACCUGAGAGCGAGGGGCCGUCACUCUUUUAUCUAAAUAAUGAAAUGAAUCAGAGAACGUUUCAUAAUAAUAAAAAGUUAUAAAUCAUUA